This is a messenger RNA of Sinocyclocheilus rhinocerous, 3673 nucleotides long. RefSeq names its product ubiquitin carboxyl-terminal hydrolase 38. NCBI's taxonomy places the organism in Eukaryota, Metazoa, Chordata, Actinopteri, Cypriniformes, Cyprinidae. Gene Ontology annotation, cellular component: nucleus; cytosol. Gene Ontology annotation, molecular function: cysteine-type deubiquitinase activity. Bases 217 to 3270 code for a protein of 1017 amino acids. Gene Ontology annotation, biological process: ubiquitin-dependent protein catabolic process; protein deubiquitination. The transcript has 11 exons. The record is from RefSeq and is a predicted model, not a curated record.
UUGAAAGUGGUCGCAGUUUACCAAGAAGCUCACAACAUUAAUCUCCUAAAAAUAUGUAUUUCGGCUUUUGAUGUGAUUUAUUUCAAGUUCUGUACCAAGACAUUUUCGGAAUGACAUAAUUUGGUAUGUGUCGAUCGUUGCUGACAUCUUUGAGAAAAGACAGUUACAGCUCCAUUGGCUUACCUAACCUUUCCUGUGGUGCAAUACAGUCCAACCAUGGAUAAGAUUUUGGAAGCGCUGGUCAGCUCCUCCCAUCCUCUGACUGUCAAACGGGCUAUUGUGAAAAAAGUGAUGGAGGCUGCAGAAAAGGAAGUGACCGAGGAGCAGUGCCAGGCCUUGUACCAUCUCACCACCCGCCUUAUUCUCCUGGGCGAGGAUGCUUUUCAGCGACAGGUUGGCCUCCAAGUGCAAGAAGCGUACGCGCGUUACCAUCGCGAAGAGUUUGCCCGCUUCUUCAGUAAGGAAUACGUGCUUGGUCUCCUACAGCAGGGCUAUGGCUCUCUGGACCACAGAGACCCUGCCAUCUUGGACUUUCUUCACGGUUCCCUCCGACUGCUCAUCAGCUGCCCGGCUGUGUUGGAGUUGGCACCGCUGCUACAGACGGAGGUCCUACGCAUCAUCUGUGAACGGCCAGAACCAGCAACUUGUGCCAAGCUGGCCACCAUACUGAUGGACUUCCCUCAGUGCGUCCCACGAGAGAAGGCUGGAGUUCUGUUCUGCCAGCAGCUUGUGCGCACCUUUGCGUAUUUCAACUGUCCUGUCACUGAAGAGCGGGAGUUGAGGGAGUAUGUGACCCAGGUGACCAGGGUGAGUGUGAUGCUGCAGGGCAUCUGGAAAGCUGAGCCGGCCACGCUGUUACCGUCACUGCAGGAGGUGUUUGCCGUCAUCUCAUCCACAGACCCUUCAUUUGAACCCUCCAUUGCUCUAGCAAGCCUGGUCCAGCACAUCCCUCUGCAAAUGAUCACAGUCCUCAUCAAAAGCCUCACCACUGACCAGAAUGUUAAAGAUGCCAGUAUGACACAAGCACUCUGCAGGAUGAUUGACUGGUUGUCCUGGCCUCUAGCCAAUCAUGUGGACACCUGGGUCAUUGCUUUAUUAAAGGGACUUGCUGCUGUUCAAAAGUUCACCAUCCUCAUAGAUGUCACACUGCUCAAAAUCGAACAGGUCUUUAAUCGUCUCUGGUAUCCCAUUGUGAGGCAGGGAGCGCUGGUGGUACUUUCACACAUGCUGCUUAGUUUCCAGCACUCUCCUGAAGCCUUCCACUUAAUGGUUCCUCAUAUAGUUCCACUUGUAAAGUCUUUGAAGAACGAUGGCCUUCCCAACAGCAAAACCUUCCUGCUGCAGUUUGCAGAACUCAUCCACUGCAUGAUGUACCAAUAUUCUGGCUUCCCAGACCUCUAUGACAGCAUUCUUGAAUCCAUUAAAGAACUACCUAAACCUAAUGAGGAGAAGAUCAAAUUUGUUCUGAACCAAAGUGCCUGGACCUCUCAGUCAAAUUCAUUUGCCUCAGGCCUGCUUAAGAUCACAGGAAAAUCAGAAACGGGAAAGACGGGACUUGUGAAUCUGGGCAACACGUGCUACAUGAACAGCAUCAUCCAAAUUUUAUUUAUGGCUACUGAUUUCAGACGGCAUGUUAUGUCUCUGCAUUUAAAUGGUAGCAACACCCUCAUGAAGAAGCUCCAGCUUCUUUUUGCCUUCUUGGCCCACACACAGAGAGCAGCAUAUUCUCCACGGAGUUUUUUGGAGGGUUCUCGGCCGCCGUGGUUUACAGCUGGAUCCCAGCAAGACUGCUCAGAGUAUUUGCGCUUUCUGCUGGACAGGUUGCAUGAAGAAGAGAAGACUCUCUCAGCAUUUCAGGUGACCAGCCCAAAACCUGAACCUGCAACCACUUCUGCUGAAACUCUAAACAAUGCUGUAAGUCAGCCAGUCGCUGAUAUGCCAUCGCAUCCAGAUCCUGUGGCAGCCAACGGAGAUGGUCGCACUCUAGUGGAGCGUAUGUUUGGUGGUCGACUCUCUACAGCCAUCCGCUGCCUGCAGUGUCACAGCCUGUCAGAAAAAGAGGAGCCAUUUACAGACCUCUCUCUUGCAUUCUGCCCCUCGAUGUCCAAGUGCCACGGUCCCAUCGAUGAGCACAAAAGCUCCUCCUCUGUGGGACCCUGCCAAGGGGCGGUGAAUGGAGGCAGUGAAUCCUCGGAGGGCUCAGUAAAAGAAGGUGCAGGAACCAGGAUGGAGAAGCCGGUGGUGGAGCCCACACUGUCUGUACCAGAUUUGGUCGACUACUUCCUAGCUCCAGAAAUCCUAGAGAACGAGAACUGCUACUUCUGUGAGCGCUGCGCCUCACUGCAGAGGGCCGAGAAGGUCAUGCGGGUGGUGGCGGCACCGGAGUACCUCAUUCUGACUCUGCUGCGCUUCUCGUACGAUGCCACCUGCCACGUCCGUCGCAAGAUCCUGGACAAUGUAGGCAUUCCGCCUCACAUGAGCCUGCCUUUACGCCAGCCCGGUAUCUCCGUUUCAUCAUCUUCCUCAACUGCAGUUACAUCUUCCUCCUCUGACUCCCCCGAGAGUGGUGAGAAUCUAGCUAAGAAGCUCAAGCCUUCUCAAAAGGAGGAUGGGAUGACGGGAAACAGAACAAAUAGUGAGUCAAAUGACAGUGAUUCGGAAAUGCUGUCAGUGCCGUAUGUUUUGAGUUCUGUUGUAGUGCAUUCUGGGAUGUCCUCUGAGAGCGGUCACUACUACUCGUAUGGAAGGAAUGGGAGUAGCACUGAUGGUUAUGUAGCUCACCCAAGUUCUAAGACCCUGGAAAGCUCCAGCCUAUCAGAGAGCUCGACAGCCUCACAGGAGGAAAUGGGAUGCGCUGACCACAAGUCCACCGACUGGUUCUUGUUUAAUGACAGCCGAGUGACUUUUACAAACUUUGAGUCAUUGCGGAACGUCACCGGUCGCUUCCCUAAGGACACAGCCUAUGUCCUGAUUUACAGGAAACAAGAGGUCAGUGGACAACCAAGCAAUUCUGGGCCAGUUGUAAAUGGCUCAAGACUGAGUGGAGAGCCGCCCCUGCAGAAGGAGCUGAUGGAUGCCAUUACCAAAGACAACAAACUCUUCCUACAGGAGCAGGAGCUGAAUGCCAGAGCUCGAGCUCUUCAAGCAACCUCUGCUUCUUGCUCAUUCCGACCCAACGGUUCUGAUGACAACGAGCCUCCUGGCAGCUGUGGGCCCUCAGGUGGGGGUGGAGGAGGCGGCUUCAAUACCAUCAGCAGACUCGUCUUCUAAGGAAGGGUCACAGACAUAGCCUCAGAGCACUGGACAGUCCCACUGACAACACCGGACUUCAAUUUUUUUUGUCCUGAUUGCCCACAAUAUGGAUAAGUGUGCCACCUCAGAACAGAUGUGUCUUAAUUUUUCUGGUUUGCAUGCUUUUCCCCUUUCCAUUGACGUUCAUUUGAAAUUAAUUGAAGCACUUUGAGUACUAUAGGUCAGAAAUGGGCAGGCAAUAAAUUUGUACAGAAUACAGUAAUAAUUACGGUCUCAUUAUGGAAUCUUAAUUGUUUCAUUUUCUAAACAAAAAUCAUUAGGCAGAGAAUGGUUUUAAAAAUUAAAGCAAAUAUUUUUGGACCAUACUAUACAGUGAACUACUUGCAUGAAUAUUUUAAUUGGAAGUUUUUCAACUUCUGGU